Messenger RNA from Phragmites australis (common reed), 1678 nucleotides. RefSeq names its product phenolic glucoside malonyltransferase 1-like. The record is from RefSeq and is a predicted model, not a curated record. The coding region runs from base 274 to 1599 and encodes 441 amino acids. The transcript has 2 exons. Lineage: Eukaryota; Viridiplantae; Streptophyta; Magnoliopsida; Poales; Poaceae.
UGAAGAUCGGUUCUGCAUGGUAAACAAAUAUUUGUAGGAAUCUGAGGCCUACAUGGCCCCACGUUAGAGGACUUGGCUAGCGCGGAAAAGGAUUUUCGGAACAAUCACCUGUUGCCGCAUCGUGCUUUCAUGUGUUCGCUGAUCUGUACACGCACAUGACCGUGGCUUGAUUCAUCACAGUUACUACUUUCUCGGACUUAAGUAGAAGAUAGCUACUCAGUUCUUUCCGAUUUGUAUUCCGACCACUUGUUACUCAGGCGCUCAGCCCCGGCCAUGUCUCCGGUGAGAAUCAUCGACGUCAGCUACGUCCGUGUGCCGUCAGCGGUAGGGCCGCCGCCGGAGGCCAUCAAACUCAACGCCAUGGAGGCCCAGUGGGUCGUGCGUCCGGUGCUGCAGCACCUCCUCUUCUUCGAGGGCGACCAGCUUCCGCCCUUCGACACUGUUAUCGAGUCCCUCAAAUCCUCCCUCGCGGCGACCCUGGCCACCCACGCCCCGGUCGCUGGCAAGCUCCACUACCUCGCGGACACCGGCGACGUCGCCAUCGUUUGCUCCGCCUCCGACGGCGUCAGGUUCGUGGUCGCGGAGUCCGAGGCCGACGUCCGCCGCCUUGCAGGCAACGAGGAGCACGACGUGCACACGUUCAAGCGGCUCGUUCCUGAGGUCAACAUGGGCGAGCUGCCGGCGUCGGUGCUGGCCGUGCAGGCCACGCGUCUCGAGGGAGGCGGGAUGGCUGUCGGGCUGACGGUGCACCACGCCGUCGCGGACGGGCGGUCUCUGUGGAGGUUCGUGGAAGCGUGGGCCGCGGCGUGUCGGGGGGACACUCCGCCCACGGCGCCGGUCUUCGACCGCUCGCUUGUCAGGCUUCCUGGAGGCGAGGAGCUGGCCCGGAGCGUCUUGAGAAAGUACGCGCCGAAUCUGCCAGUGGCGUCCAUGCCCUCGUUUGCGAUACGAGACCGCAUGCGGUUCACUCGCCGAACAUUCACCUGUGACGCACAACACAUCCAGCGCCUCAAGCAGCGCAUCGUCCGGCUCGGCGAAGCCCAAGGCUUGCCCUUGCGCCGCCCCCCGUCCAGCUUCGUCGCCGUAAUCGCGCUAGCCUGGACGUCCUUCGCCCGGACCAGGCCUUCCCCCGCAGACGACGACGUGUUCCUGAUCUUCUUUGCCGACAUCCGCGACCGCCUCGACCCUCCCGCCGGCGCGGAGUACUUCGGUGCGUGCCUCUCCUUGUGCCUCGCGAGACUGCCCGCGCGGGAGCUCCGCGCCGAGCACGCGCUGGCGCCCGCGGCUUCGGCGGUCCAGGACGCCGUCCGCGAGAUGACGGAGAACCCACUUGCCGGAUGGGAGAUCAUGAGCAUAGUCGGCGUGGUUCACAUGAAUCUGUUCAUCAACGUGUCGGGGUCGUCAAACUUCAGGGCGUACGACGUCGCCGACUUCGGGUGGGGGAAGCCUAGGCGGACGGAGCCGAUCAGGAUGAACCACGACGGGCAAGUGGCCCUGGUCCGGGCCAGGGAUGGCGAAGGGGUGCAGGUGUCGGUGUCCAUGCUCCAACCAGUGCACAUGGACGCCUUCAAGUCAGAGUUCCUCAAGCUACUUGGAUGAUGUUACAAUUUACUAGUAAUCGUCUCUAUCUGUACGUGCAGUAAAACAGUAAUAUCUUCAACUCUGCAUUUGUUGUUCA